CAGGAGGGAGGAGUGGGAGAGAGGAGGAGAGAGGGGAAAGUGAGCUCACGUUCACACGUUGGAAGAGGCUGGUCCUGCGAUGCCUUUGAAUAUUUCACUUUUCGGCAGUUUCCCAUCAGUCAGCCGCCCGCAUCCAGGCUGAGCGGGAGCUGCUACAGCCAUGGGGAGACCCGAGCUGUAAGAUAUUUCCUACGUUCCAGCUCCGGGCGCUCAGCUGCUGGGCACGCACCUCGCUGCUCUCACGCACAUCCCCUCCCGGCUCCCGGCGCAGCGCACCCAGCUCCCCAUGGAGAAAGUCCAGGGAGAAAUGGAGAUCGAGAGGUGGGAGCGAAGUGAAGAGAUCUCCGACGCGGAGAGGAAGGUUAUUCAGGAGACAUGGAGCAGAGUGUACGCCAACUGCGAGGACGUCGGGGUCUCCAUCCUCAUCAGGCUUUUUGUCAACUUCCCAUCGGCCAAGCAAUACUUCAGCCAGUUCAAGCACAUGGACGACCCGCUGGAGAUGCAGAGGAGCUUGCAGCUGCGGAAGCACGCCCAGAGGGUCAUGGGCGCCAUCAACACUGUGGUGGAGAACCUCAAUGACCCAGAGAAGGUCUCCUCCGUUCUGGCCCUGGUGGGCAAAGCCCAUGCGCUCAAGCACAAAGUGGAGCCCAUCUACUUUAAGAAGCUCACCGGCGUCAUGCUGGAGGUGAUCGCCGAGGCGUACGGCAACGACUUCACCCCGGAGGCGCACGGAGCGUGGACCAAGAUGCGGACCCUCAUCUACACCCACGUGACGGCCGCGUACAAGGAGGCGGGCUGGGCGUCCUACCCCAGUGCCACGCUGUGAGCGGACCGCGGGGCCAGGGCCAGGGGCAGGGAGGGAUGCGCUGCGCCAGGACUCCGCCCUGCUCUGAUCUCGAGGUCUUCGCUCCGCGCGGGGCCGGCGCUGGUAGAUGCCAAUCACAAUUGGAUCUCUAUAGGGUUUUAAAAAUAUAUAUACCAGUAAGCAAGCCAAAAACGAAGAACCACGGGGGCGUGGGUGGGUCGGGGUGAAGCAUGGGAUGUGGGCGAGGGGUGCGUUGGUUGUUGGCUCCAUCUCGCUGUGCUGGUCCAUAAUCACCUCCCAAAGCCCAUGCCUUGCCACACAGUGGUGUGCAGCACUGCCCACCCCUUUGCUUUCCAUGCCAAGCCCCCAGGACAGCCCAGCUUCUCGCUUCUGGGCGGCAGUGCUUUUCAGGACUGCUGCACUUUGCUUUGCCCGCGCUGCUCAUCCUCAUAGGGCAGCCAGCCCAGAGGCUGCAGCACCCAUCGCUCGCUUCAUCCGCAGCUCUCGUGGCUGUUUGUCGCAACCCAUCCUGGGGCAGAAGGGAGCAAGGGGACAGAUGUGCCACUCGUCCCCACUGCAGGAAGGCGGGAUGUCCCUGGGCGCCCUGCACAGUGCUGGGUCCCUGCGCCAGGGACAUGCACGAGGAUGGGCUCAAGUGACACACGUUGUGCCUUGGCCACUCUUUGUCUGUUGGCUGGGGAUGUGGGACCAGAGCCCCUUGCCUGGAGAGAGGGAAUUCAGGAAUUGGGAUAAGGAAAGGUCCAUAGCAGGAGGGAUGGGGUGUGAAGGGAGGUCCCUGCUCUGUUUAUGGUGACACUGCUUUAUGUAGGGAAUAUUCCUGCCCUCUGUGUUAAACUGGGCUCCUGCAAACAAAGUGCCUGGUAGAAGUCGGUCCAUGCGGUCACGGACCAGCAGUGCUCCCCCCACCCUGCCCAGGGGCUGCCCCAUGCCCCGUGAGGCUGUGGGGCCAUAGGUCUCAUCCUGCCCCGGUGCUGGGGCUGUGGGUGAGUCUGCGGGGUUUUGCUGCCUCAGUUUCCCUUUUGGCUGCAGAGAGUGGAGGGGAUGGAGGGGCAGCCCUACUGCCUCCCACACGCAUGUAGGACAGGCUGGUGGAAGGCUGGGGGUGAUUCGUUCCCUAGGAAGCUUUGGCAUCCUUGCCGCCCUCUAUUUCCCAAACUAUCUCCGUGAUUUUUAGAGCUCUGAUAGGGAUAAUGCCCGUGAUGGACACCAUAACGUCCCCACGAUGAUUGCCCUGCUCCAAGCUUCCAGCCAGCAAUUUCUGCUUUGCUCACCCGCUGCUUUUUAAACAUCCACAGGGAAUCUUUUGGGUUUUUUGGUUUUUUUUUUUUUUUUUUUGCUGUUUUGGGUGUUUUGCUGCCUAGCUGGUGACGUGCCCAGCCCUCUGCCUUUGGCCACCCCACUGCCGGGCCAGAAGAGGUGGAGGCAGGAGCCGGUCCUGUGUGUGUGUGAUGGAGUAAAUGGAAAUAACUGCUCAGGAUAGAGCCAACGUGUGCAGGGACAGAGGAGUUAGGAAAGGAAAGGGGCACAGGGUGACGAGGUGGGCCCAAAGCUGAGCCCACCAGCACUGUUUGCAGCAGCACCUCCCAACAGUCAGCUGUGCUCAUGGCUGCUUAGAAUCACCAUUGGGCUCAUGCAGAUGGGAGAAGCCCUGUUCAGCCUUUGACUUUGCUCCAGAGUGAGAGUAGAGAAGAAUUGCUUGGAGCAAGACCGUGGGGUUCUGAGUGCAUCACCCGACUCACAAGCAUAGAGAGCCUCCUGCCAAAACCCUGGGGCCAACAUUGCAUAUUUCCGAUUCGUUAGGCGCUCUCCGUGCUCUGCAGACCUGGGCCAGGUCUGUUAGAGAUGUUUCAUCUUUAGACAAAGUCCAUGCAUUAACCUUUGAGGUUAAUGUCCUCCAACCGGAAAUUUUUUAUUUGGGGCUGGUUUCUUCUUCCCUUUUUUCCCUUUUUUUUCCCCCAGAACAACCAUCCCAUGACUCCAUGUGUGCACGCAUGUGUGCGUAGGGCUGGCUGUUUUUCCAGGCAUAUUUUCUAAACCAAAUCCAGAUGUGUCCAGCUGCUGUCCCAUCCCAUUAGCCCCACUGCAAACCACUCAAACAGACGCAAACAAAAACAUGUUUAUUUUUAUCAGCUCUGUAGGACGUAAAAUGGAGCAGGGAGGGCGGCUGGGGCAGAGCGUGUGUAGGGAAGAGAUGGAGAUGGAGCGAACA
This is a messenger RNA of Numida meleagris (helmeted guineafowl), 3035 nucleotides long. RefSeq names its product cytoglobin (gene CYGB). Gene Ontology annotation, biological process: oxygen transport. Lineage: Eukaryota; Metazoa; Chordata; Aves; Galliformes; Numididae. The record is from RefSeq and is a predicted model, not a curated record. Gene Ontology annotation, molecular function: oxygen binding; iron ion binding; heme binding. The coding region runs from base 287 to 826 and encodes 179 amino acids. The transcript has 3 exons.